AUGAUCGCGGAGCGCGUGCAGGACGUGCGUGGCGUGGUGGCUGCGUACGACGGGGAGGAUGACGUGGCGCGCGCGUUCAAGGAGCGCAUGUCCCACCUCGCCCACCAGGCGCCGCGCCGGAAGGGCCUUAUAGGCGCCCCUGCGGCCGCCGCCGCGGCGCGGUAG
Messenger RNA from Monoraphidium neglectum, 165 nucleotides. RefSeq lists its product as hypothetical. Bases 1 to 165 code for a protein of 54 amino acids. The transcript has a single exon. Lineage: Eukaryota; Viridiplantae; Chlorophyta; Chlorophyceae; Sphaeropleales; Selenastraceae. The record is from RefSeq and is a predicted model, not a curated record.